AUGGCCUUAGAAGGAGCCCUUACAUCAGGCUGGGAAGUUUUGGUCUUAGACUAUAAACCAGUCCACAAGGUAGCAGUGGGAACAUUUUCUGAUGUUCUGAAGACAACAAGUCUUAGGGAUGGAAAGUACUAUGUGUGUAAGCACCUGAAGCAACGUUUAGAAAGUGUGAAAAAAAACCAAGCUGGCUCCCUACCACUGAUAUGUGAACUUAUGGACAUGAAUAUUUAUAAGCUGGUAAAAGGAAAGAGAAAGCCAUUACCUGAAAAAAAAAGGAAGGGAUACAUCCAGUCGUGCAAAUCUCUUGAUUGCACACAUAGAAAUGGGUUAUUUCACAGAGAUGUGAAACCAGAAGGCACAUUCAUAAAACAGAAUACUUUGAAAUUAGUUGAUUUUUGAUCUUGUAGGAGUAUUUGUUCUAAGCAGCCACGUACAGAACACAUCUACAGGAGCAUGGAAUGCUCACUUACAAGUGGCUACUUACAGAUGGUUACAAGAUUGCUAUGUGGAGUGUUCAAUGGAGGUUUUCAGCCUCUCUUUUCUGGAUCUCAUGAUCUGGACCCAGUUUCACAUCCCCAUGAUGUUCUAGGCAUUCUUGCUAACAAAACUCACAAGCUCAAGCAGUCAAGAGUGGUGAGUUUUAAGUUCCCCUGAAAAGGAAAAGGAAUACUUCCUCUUGUGCACAGUUUGUCUCCCAAAGUCUUCUCCCUCCUGUAUGCAAUGACAAAGUACAAUCCUGAUGAGAGAAUUGCUGCCCAUCAGGCACUGCAGCACCCAUAUUUUCAAGAGCUCCAGGCAGCUGCUACACAACCUUUGGAGCACAGAGAAGUAAGAUUACCAGGAAAUACAUGAGCUCUGCAUGUGUGGCAAAUCACAAAGGAAAGUCAAAGACAGGUAAUAUUUAAGUGGAAGAAUUUCCAGCCCAUUUGGAGAAAGUAA
This is a messenger RNA of Colius striatus (speckled mousebird), 936 nucleotides long. It is a transcript of the gene MOK, whose product is annotated as MOK protein kinase. The record is from RefSeq and is a predicted model, not a curated record. Gene Ontology annotation, molecular function: protein serine/threonine kinase activity; ATP binding. Gene Ontology annotation, biological process: intracellular signal transduction; protein phosphorylation. Gene Ontology annotation, cellular component: cytoplasm; nucleus. NCBI's taxonomy places the organism in Eukaryota, Metazoa, Chordata, Aves, Coliiformes, Coliidae.